AUGGUAUUUAGUGGUUAUGGGUUUUUCGGACUUGGGCUGUCCAAUGGGAUUAGAAUUGGGCAUAUCAAUGAAAAUCAGUUUCGGCUCUCUCGCUUUCUCUCUUACGGCCUCUCUCUUUCCGUCGAUCUCCAUCGAUCUCCAUCGAUUCCGUCUCUCUCUCUCGGUCGCUUUCUCUCGGAGGCGAUCUCCAUCGGUCCAUCCUCCGUCUCCGGUCUCCGUCUCUCUCUAUUGGUCGCUUUCUCUCGGAUGGAUGAUACUUUGAACCUAGAAGACACAGACUACAUAAGUGGAGAUGAGAUCAUGGAUCAAAACUCAGAUGGAGAUGAAGCAGAAGCAGAAGCAGUGGAGGAUACUCUCAUGAGCACAGCUGAAAACCACAGAAAAAGAGGAGGUAAACGCAGACACUCCAGAUGUUGGAAGCACUUCAGUAUAGUGGGAGAGAAGUAUCCAGAUGGCACGAAUGACGUCCAGUGCAAAUUCUGCAAACACACCUACAACUUUAACCUGCGUAGGAGUGGAACCUCAGGUCUCCUGCGUCAUAUGAAGGUGUGUAGUUUGAACCCUGUCCCUGGAACACCUGGAAAUGGUAGGUUGAUAGAUCAACUUGUUUUUCGUGAGAUGGUGGCUGUAGCUCUGAUUGAGCACAACAUGCCUUACUCAUUAGUUGAGUAUAGAAGAGUUAGGGAAGCAUUGACAUAUGUGAAUCCUACUAUAGAGUUCUGGUCUAGGAAUACAGCUGCUUCAGAUUGCUUGAGGAUAUAUGAGAGGGAGAAGCUGAAACUAAGGCAUAUGUUGAAAGAAAUUCCAGGAAGAAUCUGCUUAACAUCUGACCUGUGGAGAGCUUUAACGGUCGAAGGGUAUAUGUGUCUGACGGCUCACUUCAUCGAUAGAGAGUGGAAUCUGAAGUCAAAGAUUCUUGAGUUCUGUGCAUUUCCUCCUCCGCAUACCGGUGUUGCCAUAGCGAUGAAGAUAAUAGAGUUGCUGAAAGAGUGGGAGCUAGAGAAGAGUGUCUUCACAGUCACUGUCGAUAAUACCUCAGCGAACGACAAUAUGCAGUCCAUUCUCAAGAAACAGCUUCGAAGAGGAUUGGUGUGCAAUGGGGAGUUCUUACACAUGAGAUGCGUUGCUCACAUCUUGAACUUGAUAGUUCAAGAUGGUCUGAGUGUAAUUGAUGAAGCGUUGGAGAAGAUAAGAGAGAGUGUCAGGUUUUUGAAAGUUUCUGAAGCUAGAAGGAAGCUCUUUGAUAGCUGUGUGCAAACAGUGGGCAUUGAACCAAAAGAAAAAGGAGGUGUGUUGCCAGGGUUGGUUUUGGAUGUCUCAACAAGAUGGAAUUCAACCCAUCUUAUGCUAGAGAGAGCCAUCACCUACAAAGAAGCCUUUCGUCAUCUUGCUGACGUUGAUGCAGCUUAUAAGUUCUGUCCAACUGAACUGGAGUGGGAGAGGGCAGGCAUGAUUUCCGAAUUCUUAAGUCCAUUUGCUGAGAUGACCAGGCUUGUUUCUGGUUCUUCCUAUCCAACCGCCAACCUGUAUUUUAUGCAAGUUUGGUUGAUUGAGAACUGGUUAAGAUCGAAUGAGUUCUGUGGAGAUGAAGUGAUCUGUGGAAUGGUUGCUACAAUGAAGCUAAAAUUUGAUAAAUAUUGGGAGGACUAUAGCGAUAUAUUAGCCAUUGCAGCCAUACUGGAUCCAAGACUGAAGCUAAACUUUGUAGAGUUUUGCUUCACAACUCUAGAUGCUUGUGGCUGUAAGAUGAAAAUAGACAAUAUUAAGAAGAAGUUGAAGAAGCUGUUUGAUGUGUACAAGAAGAACACAAAGAAAGAUGUAGAUGUUGCUGGAACUUCAAGAUCAAACGUGGCAAAGAAGACCACUUUACCAGGAUAUGGUGUGUUUCAUGCCUUCUUCUCACAGAGUGCUGAUGGUAGAGGAAAAUCUACAUUAGAUAAGUAUCUUGAUGAACCCGUUUUAGACAUGGGGUCGAAUCUCGAUUUGGAUGUUCUCACCUAUUGGAAAAACAAUUCCAGUCGCUUUAAAGAGCUCUCAUUGAUGGCUUGUGAUGUUCUGAGCAUCCCAAUCACUACGGUGGCUUCAGAAUCUUCAUUCAGCAUUGGAAGUAGAGUGUUAAACAAGUACCGGAGCUCUCUUCUACCUUCAAAUGUCCGAGCACUAAUAUGUGCAAGGAACUGGUUAAGAGGGUUCGAGUCUAUAGACAGUGAUGAAGUGGAGACUGUGGAGUUUAAACCUUUGGAAGAAGUUCAAGAAGUUUGA
Molecule: messenger RNA, 2262 nt
Organism: Raphanus sativus (radish)
Lineage: Eukaryota; Viridiplantae; Streptophyta; Magnoliopsida; Brassicales; Brassicaceae
Product: zinc finger BED domain-containing protein RICESLEEPER 2-like
Exons: 4
Coding region: 1-2262 (753 amino acids)
Molecular function (GO): DNA binding; protein dimerization activity
Source: RefSeq, a predicted model, not a curated record